Molecule: messenger RNA, 757 nt
Organism: Neoarius graeffei (lesser salmon catfish)
Lineage: Eukaryota; Metazoa; Chordata; Actinopteri; Siluriformes; Ariidae
Gene: fgf6a
Product: fibroblast growth factor 6a
Exons: 3
Coding region: 1-606 (201 amino acids)
Biological process (GO): positive regulation of protein phosphorylation; positive regulation of cell population proliferation; regulation of cell migration
Cellular component (GO): cytoplasm
Molecular function (GO): growth factor activity; fibroblast growth factor receptor binding
Source: RefSeq, a predicted model, not a curated record
AUGCCCCGGCGCGAGAGCAGCGCGCGCCACACGAGCACCACGACGACGACGACGGCGGCGGCUACGACGGCGGUGCGGCGGACAGCGAUCGUCCUGCUGGGCUUUCUGCUCGGGCUCGCGUCCUCGCGCAGGACCCACGCCACGACGCUCGAGGCCAGGUGGGAAACGCUGUUCGCGCGCUCCGUGCUCGGGAUCUCAGGGGACAACGACUAUCUGAUGGGCGUCAAAAGAGUGCGGAGGCUGUACUGCAACGUCGGCAUCGGGUUUCACCUGCAGGUGCUGCCAGACGGAAGGAUAAACGGUGUACAUGACGAGAACCAGUACAGUCUGAUCGAGAUCUCGGCAGUGGAGAGAGGAGUGGUGAGUCUGUACGGGCUGAAAAGUGAGCUGUUUGUCGCAAUGAACCGCCGGGGAAGGUUGUACACGACGAAAGUCUUCCGGGACGAGUGCAAGUUCAAAGAGACAUUGCUUCCCAACAACUACAACGCCUAUGAGUCUUCCAUUUAUAAGGGCUUCUACAUCGCCCUGAGCAAACAUGGCCGCCUGAAGAGAGGCUACAAGGCCACGCCGGCUAUGACCGUCACGCACUUCCUCCCUCGAUUAUGAGCGAGACUGGCAAUAACUCACUCUUUUUUUGCACAUGUUGGACGUUCUCGCAGGUAACUUAUCCAUAAGGCACGAAAAAUGAACUGCUAUCAAACGAUGCGUAUCAAAACACGUAAUUAAUUAUAGUAUUUAUUCUCGUUAACGAAAUAUA